GUCCAGGCUGGUGGCUUGGCGCAUGCGCGGGAUUGGGCUGUGCAGUCACGACGCUGCGCCGUACAUUCCGUCCCUGCGCUACUAGGGCCUAGUCUGUGCUGCUCCUCCAUCAGCUCCGUCAUGGCCGAUCCGCGCUUGAGGCAGAUCAAGAUCAAGACCGGCGUCGUGAGGCGAUUGGCAAAAGAAAAAGUUAUGUAUGAAAAAGAAGCAAAACAGCAAGAAGAAAAGAUUGAAAAAAUGAAAGCUGAAGCAUGCAAUGAUUAUGGAAUUAAGAAGCAGAUUGAGAUCUUACAAGAGUCACGAAUGAUGAUUCCAGACUGCCAGCGCAGAUUAGAAGUUGCACAUGCAGAUCUUGCUCAACUACUAGAAAAUGAAAAAGAAUUGGAAGAAGCCGAAGAGUAUAAAGAAGCACGUUCCAUACUAGAGUCAGUGAAGCUGGAAGCCUAGAAGUUUUCCAGUAGUCUCUUUAUAUGCAUUAGCACUGGGUCCAUUCUACACUUUUAUUUGACUAUGGCUCUAUUACUAUUGUUGGCUUGCUAAGGUUCCCUUUAUGCAAACUGGCUUUUCUCUAACUGCAAGAUGCAUCAAAUAAAGGAUGUUCUGAAACAUCUGUGUGUUCCAUAUUCAGGCAAAAUAGAAACAUUUCCAGUUCACCUCAGUUACAGAAAGGAAAAAAAUAAAGCCUAUUUAAUGUAAGCAUAAUAGUGUAAUAGCUAAUAUACAGAACUUAAUCUGAACAAUUCAGGCUAAGAAAGUUUAGCUAUGUAAGGAACGUGAGGGACCAAUAAAUACAUUAGAGGCACCUUAUAUUUGAAAUAAUUUCAAGCCAUUAUAGCAUAACAAUCUGUAUUGAAAGAAGAGAUGGAGUAAAUGACCCUUCAAUGUCA
This is a messenger RNA of Aquila chrysaetos chrysaetos, 887 nucleotides long. Its product is annotated as tubulin-specific chaperone A. The record is from RefSeq and is a predicted model, not a curated record. Gene Ontology annotation, molecular function: beta-tubulin binding. The transcript has 4 exons. Gene Ontology annotation, cellular component: microtubule cytoskeleton; cytosol. The coding region runs from base 121 to 447 and encodes 108 amino acids. Gene Ontology annotation, biological process: tubulin complex assembly; post-chaperonin tubulin folding pathway. NCBI's taxonomy places the organism in Eukaryota, Metazoa, Chordata, Aves, Accipitriformes, Accipitridae.